CCGUGACUCCAACAUCCAUUCUAUUGGAUCUGACGCCUUCAACGGGCUCAGCAGUCUCAGACUGAUCAACAUCAGUGACUCCCGCAUCUAUUCCGUAGAGUCUAGAGCCUUCAAAGGACUCAGCAGUCUCCAAUGGCUUACGAUUGUGAACGUUAGCUUCCAUUCUAUUGCGUCAAAUGCUUUCAGUGGACUCACCAAUUUGGAAGAUCUCUUGAUUAAUAGGGCCCGCUUCCACUCGAUUGAAUCUAAAGCCUUCAAUGGAUUUGACAGUCUCCCGUUACUGUCUAUGACAAACCUUAUAAUUGAUUCCAUCGAGUCUAAUGCCUUCAGUGACUUCGCCAGUAUGAAGCUCCUGCAUAUUGAAAACGUCACCAUAAAUUCCAUCAAGCCAAAUGCCUUCAGUGAGCUCUACAGUCUAAAAUACCUUUUGAUGCAGAAUGUGACGGUAAAUUUUAUUCCUUCCGGUAGCUUUUCUCCUCUCUGGAAUCUCCAAGGGCUUCUACUGCUCAAAAUAUCUGGGACAAGGUCGUGGGCAACCAUCGAAAAGGGCGCCUUUGAAGGUCUAAUCACCUCCAAAAUGAACUGGAUAGUCACCGAUGACCACCGUCUGUGCUGUACUUUCUCCAAUUUGCAAAACUACUCUGUAAGGGACGACUGCCUGACCACAAACCUUAAGCCAGACUUAAACCUGUGCGACAGCCUUAUGCCAAACAACUCAUUGCGCGUAGCACUUUGGGCACAGGGAAUAAGCGCUCUCAUCGGUAAUCUCUGUGUUAUUGUUUGGAGGCUCGUGCAGAAAGGUGACAGAGAAGGCAAAACGACGUUAUCUUUUAUGGUCGGCAAUCUAGCCGCAGCAGACUUUUUGAUGGGUGUGUACAUGUUAAUUGUGGCAGUUGCAGAUCUGAGAUUUGGCGAAAAUUACUUUCUGGAGGCCCCCGAAUGGCGUUCCAGCACACUGUGCAAAGUCGCUGGAGUUCUGGCAGUUCUGUCCAGUGAAGCUUCGGUGUUUUUCAUAACUCUAAUCAGUGUUGACUGUUUCCUUGGUAUUGUAUUUCCGUUCAGAUCCUUCAGUCUCGGGAAAAGGUCAACAAAAGUCAUUGUUUUCGUCUUAUGGUGUCUGGCACUCUGUGUGAGUGUCAUCCCAACAGUGUCUGUUGGUCCUGACUCAGAUGCAUAUGGACUUUCGGACGUCUGUAUGGGUCUUCCUCUGUCCAUCAAGUCAUCAAGGGUGGUAGCUGAACCCCCGACGUUUAAUGACAGUGAUCCUGAGUCCUUGACAUCUUACAUACCAGAAAAGGUUCUUAAAGCAAAAGCGUGGAAGCCAUCUUGGAUCCUGUCAAUUGUACUCUUUCUUGGCGUCAAUCUGAUUUCAUAUCUGUUUGUACUGUGUUGCUACGUCGCCAUUUUCAUCAGUUUCAAGCGGACAGCCAGGACUGUCCGAACGGAGGCAGAAAGAGACCGUGAAAUAAAAAUGGCGGUCAAAAUGUUUCUGAUUGUGGCGACCGACUUCUGUUGUUGGAUGCCAAUAAUCAUAAUGGGUAUUCUGUCCCAGUCAGGAGCAGUCGUGCUCUCUAGCAACAUGUACGCAUGGACAGUGGUUCUGAUUCUACCAAUCAACUCUUCCCUCAAUCCCUAUCUGUACACGUUUUUCACUGUCUGUUGCGCGACUAAGCCAAAAGGAAAAGCCAUCCAAUCCAAAGCAAAGAGCAGGAAAAACAAAGCUAAGUAAACGUGUGCACGAGGCACAAGCACAUGAAUCUUUGACUUAAACAUGUUUGGGAAGCGAGGUUAAUUGUUACCUGGAAAGGUUGCUCAAGUGGCUUUCUUCCUCACCAAAAGGCUGAUAGGUGUUAGGACCUUGGGUAUUGAUCUGGUUUCUUUGUAUCCGCUGAAAACUCAAUACAGGAAAAAGUAACAAAACCAUUUUGAACCUAUGUGUCAAACUUGCUUCAUUUCAGUUUCGAACACAAUGUUGACAUUGGUACAAAAUACCUGCAUAUAUUGUUUUAUUCACCUUGCAUGUAAGCAAAGGAAUACAGCUUUAAAAGGAUUAGAGCUUAUUAACAACAUACCAAAAAGAGGCACACGUCACCAAAAGUACAUGCAAACAUGCAUGUAAUAAUGAAUACUUGAACGAAGUAAAGGACUUGCAUUCGUGAGUUAAGGGAGAAUAAAAUAUUUGACAGCUUCUAUUGUCUUCGUAUUUCGCUUUUAAUUCAAAAUAUCUGUUUCCAUUGUUUCUUCCAUUCUUUUCCUAAUUCCUUUUUCAUUUUCUGUUUUGGAUGCUUAGCGUUUGCUGGUAAGGACGUUGUAAUGGCAACCAGAUAUAUCUGAGACACUUGUUAUGGUUCUGUCGAUUCCUGUGUUUGGUGUUCUUUCCUUGACCACAUUUUUCGGUCAUGUAUUCUUCAACGAGUCUUAGAGUGAUACUAUUUGAACUUGGUGGGAAUUCUCAGCAGGAAUAUCAAUGCUAUUCAGCUUGAUACAAACGCUGCAGUUGAGAACGCGCUGAGUGCGGUCACGGAGCAUAUAUCUUCGUGGCAUGCGUGCACUUUGAAGUUUUCAUGAGGAAGAGACGAAACGAUAAUAUUCAUUUCAGGAUGCAGCAGUAAACGAAAGGGAGGCGGCAAAUAUAAGAAAAGGACAUAUUGUAAGUGACCAUUUCCUCCUUAAAAAUAGAGAUUUCUUUUAUGUUUCUUAUGUGUUAAAAGUGAGCAGGAGAUGUUAGCAUAAUUGUUAAAGGAAUUACUUUUGAGGAAGAGAAUAAUGAGAUCAAAAAUAUUAAUCAAACUGGAAAAAGCAGAUCUAAAUGGGUGUUUUAGUAAGACUUGUGUAAUUUACAACGCAAUCCUGUUAACAUAAGCCUACGAUCUAAAAUGUCCCACCUGAUCGGCCUAUCUCAUUCUUUACAAAUGAAAGAAAUGCAAACCUCUAUUCUUAUAGACAGUCAAGGAAACACAAAUGUGCGUCACUAAUGAAAUUCCGCGUAUUAAACAGUAGUUCAUGCCUGAUAACCCAAUUAAUCAAAAAGUGGGGAGGGGGCGUCGGGUACGUGCCACGUCCGGAUCUGUUGCUGCAUUGGAAUCCUUCCCUAACCAAAAAUGUACAUUCAUACACUCUUCACAUUUUUGUCGAAAAUUGCCUCCAGGGUACUGUUUUUCUGUGAGCCUCAGAAAGCUUACCAAUGAGAGCAUUGUGAGUAGAAGGCUUUCCAGCCAGCUGCAUCUUUCUGAUGUGAAUAUGUUAAAAUUACAGUGGACUUGGUAAAAGUUAAUGCACCUAUGGAAACUUUGCUAUCAGAGAGACUUUGAACACACGACACGUCAAUAAAACAUGUGUAUGGUGCAUUUUUAGUGUUUGAGUGAUGCCAUCACGUUAAGCUCUGGUACCCAUUGAUCCCAUAUAUGUUUGCAUAUUAUAUGUGUUCAUUGGUGGUGUAACCCUGUUCAAGUUACCUCUGAUGGCUUGAAACUAUAACUGAAGUACUAAAGGAAGUUUACUGGAAGGUCUAGCUGACGCAUUCAAAAUCGUAGAACUAUAUCCUUGGGAGUUUUGGUCUAAGACAAACGUUUUGUUGAUGUUUGAUUUGAGUGUUUCGCGUACAGCUUCUUGAAUAUUAAAUUAAUCAUUAUUAUUUUAAAUUUCAUAUUUGCAUGCUACUCAGACUGAAGCAGUUUAGAUUUCUAAUUAAUUCCGUUGUUUUAAAUUGUAUUUCGUAAUUAUUGCAAGAAUGUUGCUGCUUGUUUUCCCGUUUUUUUAUUUGUCAUCCUCUUCCUGUUGGUUUUAAAUUCGGUUAUAAUAUGAACAUUGAAUUAUUGAAUUAAUUUUUGCUACUUUAAAUAUAAUCUUAAAUUCUGAGCAGAGAGUGGGUGACUUUUGAUUUAUAUUUAAGUGCUGUGAAAACAUGUUGAUUGUAAGCUUGGCACAAGUGUUUAUAAUGCAGGAAGAUUUUUGCAUGAUUUUCAACUUUUUUCUUUUUUUUUUGUCCUGCCAUGUUCUUUCUUUUCUUAAUGCAUUUAACAUUAUUCAUAAAAGGAGGUCAGCAGUCUUUGUGAUUUUUGUCUCUGACGAAAUAUUCAUUCGUGUUCUGCGGCAACCCGAGUUCGAUGGUCUUUCCUAAUGCGUAGAGUUUGUAGUUAUCCCGUUUUCAUAAAUGUUGAAAUGACAAAACUAGAGACUUACUGGGAUCAUUCAGCAAGCACUACAUUUGUUUCCCUGCAAACUACUCCUUGUAAUCGCCUUGGGUAGUUUUAGCGUUUGGUUUAUUUAAGACAACGUGUGUGUUGUUUUAAUUUAGAACCCUGGUCGAAUCUGGAUGCUGCUUUAAAAAAAAACAGAAAAAACAUAAAAUCCUUACGGUGUUGGUCAGAAGAUUUACCCAUUCGUUCGAUUUGGACAGAAGAACUUCGCCAAAGAACUGUGGGUUGGUAAAGUGAAUGAUAAUGAAAAUUUAAAUAACUAAUUUUAGGCCCACUGGGGCUUCAAAUAAUUUAUUGCCGCUAGACUGGGUUGCUAGAGUAAAUUCCUAUCCUCCGCUGACCACAGGGGCGCUGGAAUUACGACCUAGCUGUUUCGCUAAAGCUUUAUCGGCAAAAUUAAUGUGUGUGCUGGUCACUUCUGUCUGACCAGUUUGCCAGGUUGGU
Messenger RNA from Acanthaster planci (crown-of-thorns starfish), 4643 nucleotides. RefSeq lists its product as uncharacterized. Gene Ontology annotation, molecular function: G protein-coupled peptide receptor activity. Gene Ontology annotation, biological process: adenylate cyclase-activating G protein-coupled receptor signaling pathway; hormone-mediated signaling pathway; activation of adenylate cyclase activity. The record is from RefSeq and is a predicted model, not a curated record. Gene Ontology annotation, cellular component: plasma membrane. NCBI's taxonomy places the organism in Eukaryota, Metazoa, Echinodermata, Asteroidea, Valvatida, Acanthasteridae.